Heterostelium album PN500 is the source of this 1269-nucleotide messenger RNA. Its product is annotated as SET domain-containing protein. Gene Ontology annotation, cellular component: nucleus. The coding region runs from base 1 to 1269 and encodes 422 amino acids. The transcript has 3 exons. The record is from RefSeq and is a predicted model, not a curated record. Gene Ontology annotation, molecular function: protein binding. NCBI's taxonomy places the organism in Eukaryota, Evosea, Eumycetozoa, Acytosteliales, Acytosteliaceae.
AUGGAUUAUAAAUUUAUAGAAUCUGAAAGUAGUAUAGAGUUGGUUAGUAGUGUGGAUAAAGGUAGAUAUAUUCUUUCUAAAGAUGCAAAAAAGAGGAAUGAAGUAAUCUUUACUGUUGAACAUCCCUAUUGUUUUGCAUUUGAACCUUAUCUGGUGAAACAAGUCUGUUCGGUUUGUUUCGCUUAUUUGGAGACGAGAAAGCAACUGGCCAACAAUAAACAGAAACAAUAUAUAGCUUGUACUGGAUGUGAUAAGGUUUUCUAUUGUUCUCAGCGAUGCUAUCAACAAGGUCAUCACUCACAACGAAACGAAUCAAACCGGUUCAUCGAUAUAACAUCACCACACCAACACUAUCAUACAACUCUAGAAUGCCUAAUACUAAGAAAUCUACAACAACCCGCUGGUCUUGCAUUUCAUCACAUCACAGAGCUCAACAUGAUCAUCAACUAUCUAUCACUUACACCAUAUAUUAAACUUGUAAAUAAUAAUAACAACAACAAUAAUAAUAACAAUGAAAACAAUAGUAACAGUAAUAGCAAUACAAUUAUUAAAGAUAGAAUGUCAGUUUUGGUUGGUGGUUUCGAUAAUAUUGUUAAUAAAGAUGAUAAGAAAUUGAUAAGAAGAAUGACUGGCAUCGUAAAGAAAGCAUUUUCAAAUGUUAACUACGAGGUGGAAGAAUCCGAUAUCUUGGAGCUACUGACAAUGUCUACACGUAAUUGUUUUGGUUUGUGGAAGAACUACGAGGAGUGUUUUGGUUUGGCGAUCUACUUGGAGGCAUCGUUGUUCAAUCAUAGCUGCUAUCCAAAUGCUGCACGUGUACAACGUGGUCGAUCAAUCGAUAUCAUUGCAAUUCGCGACAUUGAACCGAACGAAGAGAUCUGUAUAUCCUAUCUCAACAUUACAAAUGGCUCACACGAACGUAAAGAUCACCUAAAGAACAACUACCUCUUUGACUGCGUCUGUAUCAGAUGUACUCAGACGAACCCGGACAUUGAGAACAUCGUACGAUCAUUCAUCUGUAGGAAUCCACGAGUCAAAUGCUCAGGCUAUCUCUAUCUACCACAAGGUUCAGACUCUAGACAAUGUAAUUUCUGUCAAUGGAAAGAAUCAUCCGAGAUCAAAAGGAUCAUUUUAAAUAGUAUUAAUAAUGUCAAACCAAACAGUUUUACCAAUGAGUCCAAACUUCCAUUAAAUGACAGCUCACCAUACACUCCGACUGAUGAGAAGACAAACAAUGUAGCCACAAGAUUUUUACCAGAACGAGAAUAA